Molecule: messenger RNA, 1722 nt
Organism: Eremothecium cymbalariae DBVPG#7215
Lineage: Eukaryota; Fungi; Ascomycota; Saccharomycetes; Saccharomycetales; Saccharomycetaceae
Gene: GZF3
Product: Gzf3p
Exons: 1
Coding region: 1-1722 (573 amino acids)
Biological process (GO): negative regulation of transcription by RNA polymerase II; positive regulation of transcription by RNA polymerase II
Molecular function (GO): DNA-binding transcription factor activity, RNA polymerase II-specific; RNA polymerase II cis-regulatory region sequence-specific DNA binding; zinc ion binding
Source: RefSeq, a predicted model, not a curated record
AUGACAAACACACUGUUAGAUCAUCAGUUUGUACCAUUUGAUUGUAGAGGUAACCGCCUGAUAGCCAAGCCCAUAGGUUAUUCCUCUGCACUAGGACAGAAAAUGACGCUCUCAACAAACAGCUUAACAACGACGAAUUCCGGGAAUAUCAUCGACUCUAAUAAUAAUCCACUCCGUAAAAAUAAGUAUGCUGAUAACGAUAUCGAAAAUAGUGGUUCCGCAAACGAUGGUGUAAAUGCAGAUGCAGGUUCUUUGCAAGAAAGUAAGCGAGCUGGCAGUUUUUCGGUUUCACCCACAACGGCAACGGUAACGGCGACGAAAACGGCGACGAUGGAUGGUGUUGGUACUACGGCUUCUAGUUCACAUAGUCCAGUUUGCAAAAACUGUCAUACUUCUACGACACCACUUUGGAGAAGAGAUGAGCAUGGGGCAGUUUUAUGCAACGCGUGUGGGCUGUUUUUAAAAUUGCAUGGGAGGCCAAGACCUAUCAGUUUGAAAACGGAUGUAAUUAAAUCUCGGAACAGAAAAACGCUGCAUCAGGAUGUCGGCACCAACGGUGAUAAGCGACGCAGGGACCAUUCUGUCCCACCACCACCACCACUAGGGAUUCAAAAUUCUGUGGUUAAUAAUAGUGAGUUGGGUGGGAAUUUUAGUAAUAAACUCGGUAAAAAGAGACAGAAGGUGAUAUCAAGCUCUACAACUCCCUACAAUCAUUCACUGACGGUCUCUGGAAGUUUAGAUUCGGUCAACUCAGAAAGCACUACGAUUUCAAGUUUUAACAGUUCAGUAACAUCUGGUAGUCUGGAAAUGCCGAACUGUUCUCAAGAUCGCAACUCACUCCCCCAAUUGUCCACGUUGUUGGGUAACGUCCAUUCUCAUAAUGAUCAUUUGCAUUCGAUUCACCUUCAAAAUCAGAGUCGAGCCCACAGUUACGUUCAACCGAAGAUUGAAAGUCAUAUUCAGUCGGGGAUACGAUCGCUGUCUGGUCCUCCUCCACAACACUACCACCAGCAACCUCGCAAGCAGUCUUCUGUCUUGUUGUCCCCCAAGUCAGCACCACGAUACAGUCCUAACGUUCAUUCCCCUUUGUCCAACCAAAUGGAGGGUAACGCUACUCUAAUUGGAAUAAAUCAUAUUGAUGUACAUUCCCCUAAUUUGGCUCCCAUACAAAGGAACUCGACUACUUUAAAGGCACCAAUCAGCCAGCUGCUCAAUGGUGGCAAGACUUCUGAGCAGCCCAUUGCUGCGCCAGUCAUAUCCUCCAACUCCUCCGCACUCAGGGCCUCCUUGGCUACAAAUAUUCCGUCCACAUCCACUACAGGCUGUGACCUACGCAAACACCAGCAGCAAACCCAAGACAGUUAUUCAUCGUACUCUUAUCCUCUCCACCUGUCCCCAAUGAGUUCAACUCAAAGACCGCAUGUCGGUAGCAUCAAAAAAUCAGUGACUGCCGAAACGCUCAACAACAUUACACCCAACAACGGAAGUAACAUUACCACCACCUCCUCAACUUAUCCCUUGUCGUCAUCUCAAACUAUGAGCAAUCCUCCCAAUGACACACAAAUACCGCUUUCCCAAGUCUUUCAACUGCAAGAGGAAGUCAUCAAAUUAAAGACAAGAUUAAACGAACUAGAACUUAUCACAGAUUUGUACAAAAGACAUAUAUUUGAGUUGGAUGAUAGAUGCAAAUCUCUUGAGAUAAAGCUUCAAAUGCAUAAUUAA